This is a messenger RNA of Vigna unguiculata (cowpea), 1661 nucleotides long. RefSeq names its product Cysteine proteinases superfamily protein. NCBI's taxonomy places the organism in Eukaryota, Viridiplantae, Streptophyta, Magnoliopsida, Fabales, Fabaceae. Gene Ontology annotation, molecular function: cysteine-type deubiquitinase activity. The record is from RefSeq and is a predicted model, not a curated record. Gene Ontology annotation, biological process: protein deubiquitination.
UUUUUCUUUUUUCAUUGUUUUAAUUAUUAAUAUUAUUACUGUUAUCAACCCAUGCCACUCAUAAUUUUUCUCAUAUCAGUUAGCAAAUUUACACAGUACUCCCUAAAUGUUUGCAAAGGCCGCCAUGAACUACCCCUUUUUCAAAAUUUUAUUGAAGCUCUAAUUUUUUUUCGAAGUGAGGAUGUAUAGAAUAACUUUGUGAUUGGAUUUUAAUUUCAACUUUAAUCACGUCCCCUGUCUGUAAAGAAACUAUUGGGUUUAAUUGCGUUUUUUAGUUGUACUAGCCUUGAAUGUGAAACUCAAUUUUUCCUUUUUAUUGGAUUGGUCUUUGAGAUUGAUUAUGAUUCAUUAAUCGGAUGUAUCUGUGCCUUAAUCCAGGAUUUGUAAAAUUCUUUUGAUUGAGGUGGAUUUCUCCAAGAGUGGCCGCGCCAUUUGUAGUUGGAAAUCCUGAUUGGCUGCUCCAAUGGAGGAUACGCAAGAAAUUAAGGAGCAGGCUCAUGAAGAAGUGAUUUCAGACAAAACAUCUGAGAUGAAGCCGGAGACUCGUGAUGAAAUUCUUUCCCGCCAUAGGAAAGAGAUAUCGCAGCUGCAGAAAAAGGAAGUUGAGAUGAAAAAGGCUGCAGCUAGAGGUAGCAAGGCUGAGCAGAAAGCUAAGAAGAAGCAAGUGGAGGAAGAGGUUUCUCAACUUUCUACGAAGCUGAAGGAGAAGCAUGCCCAGGAAUUGGCUACAUUAGGCUAUAGUAGCAGCGGUAAUGGGAAUGAAAAGAGCAAUUUGGACACUUUGGUUAAGGCCAUUGCUGGAGUAUCUGUUGCUAGUCAACCUGAACAUUCAAAGGUCAGCAAGGCCAAACAGAGGCGAGACAAAAGAGCUCAACAAGAAGCAGAAAGGGAACAGAGAAUCCAAGCAGAGCAGACUGACAUUGUAAGUGAUCGAAUGAUUGAAAACGAGAAGUUGGAAAGGAAGUUGAAGCCUCUAGGUUUGACUGUUUGUGAAAUAAAGCCUGAUGGGCACUGCCUCUAUAGAGCUGUUGAAGAUCAGCUGGCUGUCCUCUCUGGUGGUAGAUCUCCUUAUACAUACCAAGAACUUCGGGAAAUGGUGGCUGCUUACAUGAGAAAGCAUACAUCUGAUUUCCUUCCAUUUUUCCUGUCAGAGAAUUUAAUUGAGGAUGAUUCUGAUGAAUCACUUGCUCAGAAGUUUGAAAAUUACUGUAAAGAAGUGGAGUCCACAGCUAUAUGGGGAGGGCAACUAGAGCUUGGUGCCUUGACUCACUGCUUGAAGAAGCAUAUUAUGAUAUUUUCAGGAUCCUUCCCAGAUGUGGAGAUGGGCAAAGAGUAUAAAUCUGAUGGUGGCACUGGCUUGUCUAAUUCGAGUAUCAUGCUUUCUUAUCAUAAGCAUGCUUUUGGGCUAGGAGAGCAUUAUAAUUCCGUGGUCCCAACAUGAUCAAAUGGGGGCAUAUAAUAUAAUCAUAGGGAUGCUUGCUUAUCAUGUUGCCUUGUAUCAUUUUUCUUUACAGCCAGGCAUUUGGCUUUAGGUCUCUUGAAACCCUAGUUUUUGGUUUUGAAAUGGCUAUAACUGUACAUUUCACAACUGUAAUUCAUAUUUUCUGGAUGAUUAUUUAUGUUGAUGAUCAUGUAAAUGAUCUUCUGCGGCAUCUACUUAA